AUGAAAGAGAUACAAGUAAUUCCCACUUCUUAUCCUCUUCCUCAAUCUCUAAGUAAUCUCCCUUCUACUUCUGAAGCUAUUAUUGAUGGUCGGCCGUAUCGUAAGUUUACUACAACUCUUCAGUCGCUAGAACAUCCAGGGCUUCCCGUUUAUCUCUGGGUGGAAGAAGGCCAGACUAAUCCAUUUAUCGAUCUUAUAACUCAACUUAACUUAGUGUCGAGAACAGUCCCGACUAGUUUAAUAUCAACUACUACCAAUCCUAAACCCAAACCAACUACUACUCUGGAUCGUUUCUUUAAACCCACUACUCUUCAAUAA
Nematocida homosporus is the source of this 318-nucleotide messenger RNA. RefSeq lists its product as uncharacterized. Bases 1 to 318 code for a protein of 105 amino acids. The transcript has a single exon. Lineage: Eukaryota; Fungi; Microsporidia. The record is from RefSeq and is a predicted model, not a curated record.